Messenger RNA from Suillus subaureus, 898 nucleotides. RefSeq lists its product as uncharacterized. The record is from RefSeq and is a predicted model, not a curated record. The annotation marks the transcript as partial. NCBI's taxonomy places the organism in Eukaryota, Fungi, Basidiomycota, Agaricomycetes, Boletales, Suillaceae. The transcript is spliced from 4 exons.
CGAGCAAAACUCGAGUCUACAUAGUAAUUUUCAACCCGUCAAGCUUCAAGUAUCGAGUAUUUUAAUUUCACCGCGCAGAAUCCAGAUGUUACGGUUCACCAACACUAGUACUGUCCACUUCUUGAGUCUUCAAAGCUUCAUCUAUAGGGUGCUGUGCGACUUCCUCUUUGUACUCCGAUAUCCACGCCUACAGCAAACAACUCUACAUUUAUGGCUCUCAGUUGGACUGCCUGGUUGAUUUCACUCCACGAAUAUUGUGGCAGAUAUGGACCAUCCAUGCCCGUUUCACUUCGGCAGCUGCAUGCUCGGCUUUAUGUGAUAAACUAUCAUGUCUUUGGCCAGAUCCUGUCUUCUUCGACCUUUUAGGACAUAUCUAAUGGCUGUAGUCUCUAUAGGGGUAACUUAUGUCACCUGCUUGCAACGCCAAAUGGCGACAUCAUCAAUAAUUAUUGGUGCUGUGCACACCAUCUGUAUGCUAGGUGGUCUUUGGUGGGAGAGCCUUAGUAAUUAAGCGAACCAGGAGAAUUCAUAAUGUGAUAUAGAUGUAUAAGCCAAGCGGCUUCCUCGGCAUUUGAAGACAUAUAAGUAGGGCACAACUUGCUCUUCACACCAAGGGCACUUCUAUUCUGCUUUACAUCUAGCUCCAACGGACUAAACAUGGCUUCUGACACCGUCAGCACCCUCAAUUACUUCCUCGCUCCAGUUGACGGCUCUCGGCCUUACAAUAGAAUCAACGCAGAUAGCGCCACGGGAAAGCUGGCCCGAAACUUCACCCAUGAGCCGCAUGAUAUGCAAAUCGAGGACGUGCGCGGGAAGGAGGAACUUUACAAGCUCGACAAUGCAGGAUUUCAGUAUGGGCGAGAAGCGGCGAAGCACACUAGCUUCUUGAAUGAUGAUG